Messenger RNA from Rotaria sp. Silwood2, 2019 nucleotides. NCBI's taxonomy places the organism in Eukaryota, Metazoa, Rotifera, Eurotatoria, Philodinida, Philodinidae. The record is from the annotation of a GenBank genome assembly.
AUGUUAUCCGAUGAUUCAUUACAAACACCAACAAAAUCGUUACCACAUGCGGCAUCAUCGUCCCCUUCAUUCCAAUUACUUUCAUCGCAGAAAAGUAAAGUAAAACGUCGCCGACAUAAUGAAUCGAAUACAACCGAUAUUUCUUCGGUACCUACUGUCGUACGUCAUACAACAUCAUGGGGAUGGGUUAUUGUGUUUUCAUCGUUUUGUAUUCAUUUUGUUGCUGAUGGUGUUCUUUUUUCAUUCGGUAUUCUAAUGCAUGUAAUUAAAGAUGAUCUUAAAAUUGAUUUACAUACAGUUGGUAUUAUUGCAUCAUUAUUCGUUAGUUUACCUCUGCUUUUAGCACCAUUAUCUAGUGCAUUAGUCAACAAACUGGGAUGUCGAUUAAUAGCUAUGCUAGGUGGAUUUAUUUGUUCAAUUGGUUUGAUUUUGGCUUCAUUCCUUGGGAAUUUUAUUGGCGCUCUUAUUGGUAUUGGAAUUUUUUGCGGAGCUGGUCUCUCAUGCGUUUAUGUUACAGCGGUUGUUAUAGUAGCAUAUUAUUUUGAUGAACAUCGUGCUAUUGCAACAGCUAUUGCUGUUGGUGGAACAGGUCUUGGAAAUGCUAUUGUUGCACAAUUAAUUCAUGUUUUAAAUAAUUAUUAUGAUGAUUGGAGAGAUACCACAUUAUUUUUGGCCGGAGUUCUUUUUACAAUCGUUGGUUUUGGUGCACUUUUUCGUCCUGUAGAAUUUUCAUUUCGUCGUAAAAAUAAAAAUUAUCAUCAUAUAAGAAAUGAUAACUGUUUACCAUCAACAUCGAUGACUUCAACGGAAAAAUUACAACGUUUUAUAAAUGAAAGGGAUAAACAACGUAUGUCAAAUAAGACCAAUCAAACCGUUGACACAUCAACAUCAUAUGACGAAACAAAAAAAUUAGGUUCAUUUGAUUCUUAUUCAGCUGAUGAUAUUACAGAACUUAAAAAUGAAUUUAACGAUAAUUUUGAUGUAAAAACAUGUCGAAAAGAAAUACAUAUAACCAAGGCUCAUUCUUCAUUAAAAAGUCACACUAAAAAUGAUAAAACUAUUGAGAAAAUAGAUUCAAUAAGAUGUUUGCCUACUCAUUUUCUUUCUCGUAUGCCAGAAGAACAAUUAUUAGAAGUUUAUUAUCAACCAAUAAGUCAAAAAGAUAUUUUCUAUCCUGGUAAUGUGUCCCUAAAACGGUCUGAUUUAUCAAGAAAAAGCUGUCCAAAUUUACUUCAAUCUUAUGUUUAUGAAAAAUCAAUUGCGUCAAUAAUUGAUGAUAAUAGUAAUUCAAGCCAUAAUCGUCGUCGACGAUUACUAUUUUAUCAUAAAGGUUUAUCAUUUCUUCAUACAUUGCGACGAAUGUUAGGUUUACAAUUAUUUCGUGAUUAUCGUUAUGUUAUUUUUUUUAUAUCACAAUUUUCAUUUUAUUUAUUUUAUGAUUUAAUUUAUUUGUUUCCAGUCGACUACGGUGAAACGUUAAUUGGUUAUUCCAAAAAACAAAUGACUAUGUUAGUUACUGUACUUGGUCUUGGACAAUUUUUUGGACAACUUCUAUUUGGAGUUUUAGCUAAUUAUUCAAGUAUUGAUGAAUUAAUACUUUAUGAUAUUGGUGCAGUACUUUGUGGACUUGCUAGUUCACUUAUACCAUUUGUUGUUUAUUCCUAUAUUGCAUUAAUUAUGGUUGUUCUACUUUUUGGACUUGCAAUAUCAGCUAAUUAUGCAUUAACACCAAUUAUUCUUGCGAAUAUGUGUAAUUUAGAAUUACUAACAUCAGCUUAUGGACUUAUUUUACUUGGACAAGGUUGGAUCGCAGAAAAAUACGGAUAUAAAACAUCAUUAAUUAUUGCUGGUAUAUUUAUGGGUAUAUCCGGCUUUGUAACACUUUUGAUACCUUUAAUUAAACGAUUACGUAACAAAGAAGAAGAAGAAGAAGAAGAAGAAGAAGAAGAAGAAGAAACAAAGAAUGAAAAGAUGAUCAAACCAAACACUACGACAAUUACAUUAGCUAAUUACGAUUGA